Messenger RNA from Sclerotinia borealis F-4128, 894 nucleotides. The record is from the annotation of a GenBank genome assembly. NCBI's taxonomy places the organism in Eukaryota, Fungi, Ascomycota, Leotiomycetes, Helotiales, Sclerotiniaceae.
AUGGCCACCGCAGCAUCAACCCUUAAAAUCGGAUAUGUUCCCGAGCAUUUCUCUACCCCUCUUCACUUCGCGCAAAAACAUUUCGGUCUCGAUGCUGAACUGAUCCCAUUCCCAUCUGGUACCGGACACAUGAUUACAUCCAUACGUUCGGGUGAAAUCGAUGUAGGCAUUGGUCUCACUGAAGGGUGGGUAGCCGGGUUGGGCAAAUCCGAUGUAGAAGGUGAUGGAGGAUAUAAAAUCGUUGGAACUUAUGUCGAAACACCAUUGUGUUGGGCAAUCUCCACUGGCGCAAACAGACCUCUGAAUAGCAUCGCACAUCUUAAGAACGGCAAAAUUGGCGUCUCGAGAAUAGGAAGCGGGAGCUACGUUAUGGGAUCCGUUCUCGCAGAUGAGCAAGGCUGGCUCAACGAAAGUCAAUCAUCUGAGGGACCGUUCGAAGUCGUUCCUUUACAGACAUUCGAGAAUUUGCGCAACGGUGUGAAUGAUAGCACGGUAGAUUUCUUUAUGUGGGAACAUUUUACUUCUAAAAAAUAUUACGACAAUGGAGAGAUCAAGAGGAUCGGAGAGAUUUAUACACCAUGGAGUAGUUGGAAGAUUGUUGCUAGCACGAACGUGCUGCGGAACUCGGAUGAUAAGAGAUUGGAUGAUAUGUUUGAGAAAAUCGACAAGGGAGUUAGGUAUUUUGAGAAGAAUCAGGCUGAAGCUGUCAAAUACAUCAGUACUGCGUUGGAUUAUAGCGAGGAGGAUGCAAAGGAAUGGUUGAAGACAGUCAAGUUCGCGAGUAGCACAAAGGGAGUGGAUGUAGCGGUUAUUCAGAAAACUGUGACUACACUGCAGAAGGCUAAAGUGCUAGGAGAUGAUGGUAUGUCACCAGAACAAAUGAUUGCUAAAUAA